AUGGGCUGCAAUUUGUGCACUUUGCAGAAGAGAGAGGAACACUACAAGCUGCUCUAUGAGAUCGCACAGGUGAAUGGGAAGGACCUGUCUCGCGCCAGCCAUGAGGAGGCGGUGGAGGCCUUCCGCAGUGCCAAGGACCCCAUCGUGGUGCAGGUCCUGCGGCGGAACCCCGUGGCACGGCCCCACGGGCCCGCUCAGGACGCCCAGCUGGUGGACGUGUGCACGCAGACGGAGAUCACGUUCGAGCACAUCAUGGCUCUGGCCAAGCUUCGCCCGUCCACACCGCCCGUGCCUGACAUCUGCCCCUUCCUGCUCUCCGACAGUUGCCAGUCUCUCCACACCAUGGAACAGGAGUACUACGAUGGCUCUGAGUACCUCUCCAACAUGGCGGCGGACGUCGAGAGGACGGAUGACUUUGAGUACGAGGAGGUGGAGCUGUGUCGGCUGAUCAGUCAGGAGAAGCUGGGCCUGACGCUGUGCUACAGAACCGAUGACGAGGACGACAACGCUAUCUACGUCAGCGAGAUUGGUCCAAACAGCAUUGCCGCCAGAGAUGGACGCAUUCGAGAAGGGGACCGCAUUUUACAGAUAAAUGGCCAGGACGUGCAGGACAGAGAGGAGGCAGUGGCUGCGCUGGCCAGCGAGGACAGCAGGAACAUCGUGCUACUGGUGGCCAGGCCUGAGCUGCAGCUGGAGGAUGGCUGGUUGGAUGACGAGCACAGUGAGUUCCUGGAGGAGCUCAAGAUGGAGAUGCUGGAGGAGCAGAGGAGAGAGGAGGAGGAGAUGGAGCGAGCUGCUAAGCUGCAAGAGCAGCCCAGGAGGAGACCGGAGGGUGACAUCAGCGGUGACGCGGCCACCUGCUCCUCCUCGGCCAAUCGGGACAAGGACAGCGGCCUGGGCCGCGGCGACGUCAGCUCGGAGCAGGAGAUGCUGGCCCACAUCCAGAAGCGGCUGUCCCAGUGCCUGCGGGAGCGGCGGGAGGCCUGCCACCCGGCCGAGGUGCCCGGCGCGGGGAGCCGGCAGGCGGGGUGUGAGCCCGGGGCCGAGGGCGACCGCUUCCAGCAGCUGCUGGAGCUCAAGUGCCAGAUCCGCAACAGCGGCGAGUACGACCUGUUCUACAGCCGCAGCAGCACCAUCGAGUGCAGCCUGACGGAGCCGGGAGGGGUGGAGCGCGAGCUGAGGAUGCUCAACGAGGAGCUGCGCAGCAUCGAGCUGGAGUGCCAGAGCAUCAUGCAGGCGCACCAGCUCCGCAAGCGCGAGCCGCGGGCCCCGGCCAUGGUCAAGGACGGAGGGGGCAGCCCGCGGAGGCACCACCAGGGCCAGGCCGGGGGCAGCGGGACGGCCGGUGGCGGCAAGCUGGCGGACAUCCACGAGCACCCGGAGAAGUCGGACAAGGACAACAGCUCGAGCGCCUACAACACGGCCGAGAGCUCGCGCAGCACGCCGCUGGCCAUGGACCGCUCGCCCGAGCACUCGCUGCAGCGGCUGGUCAGCCUGACCAACCAGCGCAACCUCCGCAGCACCCUGGCCGCCGCCGCCGCCGCCGCUACCGCCGCCACCGCCGGACGCUCCUCGCCCUCGUCCGCCUCCUGCCCGGCCCGCCGCGCGCCCAGCGGCAGCCCCGACCACAGCAACCCGUCCGAGUCGGAGCAGACGCCGCCGCCCCCCCAGCCGCCGGCCGUUCGCCCCUCGCGCAUCCCCUACUUCUCGCCCAGCCACAGCUCGCCGUACCGCCACGCCGACAUCCCGGCGCACGCGCGGCACUACCAGAGCUACAUGCACCUGGUGCAGCAGCGCUCGGCCGUGGAGUACGCCCAGAGCCAGCUCAGCCUGUUCGGCGUGUGCCCCGGCGAACCCCAGGCGCCCGCCGCGUCGCGGGACCCCUCGCUGUCGCCGUCGCUGGACCCCAAGCUGGAGUGGAAGGUGAAGGUGCGCAGCGACGGCACGCGCUACAUCACCAAGCGGCCGGUGCGCGACCGGCUGCUGCGCGAGCGCGCGCUCAAGAUCAGCGAGGAGCGCGGCGGGGGGAUGACCACGGACGACGACGCCAUGAGCGAGAUGAAGAUGGGGCGCUACUGGAGCAAGGAGGAGCGCAAGCGCCAGCUGCUCAGGGCCAAGGAGCAGCGGCGCCGGCGGGAGUUCAUGCAGCGCAGCCGCCUGGAGUGCCUGCGCGAGAACCCGCAGAGCGGCGGGGAGGGCUCGGGGGGCUCGGGCCCGGCCUCUGCCGGCGGCUCGCCCCGCAAGGAGGUCAGCAUCAUCGAGCUCAGCCACCGCAAGAUGAUGAAGAAGCGCAACAAGAAGAUCCUGGACAACUGGAUGACCAUCCAGGAACUGAUGACCCACGGCGCCAAGGCGCCCGAGGGAGCCAAAGUCCACAAUGCCUUCCUGUCCGUCACCACUGUAUAG
This is a messenger RNA of Sardina pilchardus (European sardine), 2406 nucleotides long. Its product is annotated as PDZ domain-containing RING finger protein 4-like. Gene Ontology annotation, molecular function: protein binding. NCBI's taxonomy places the organism in Eukaryota, Metazoa, Chordata, Actinopteri, Clupeiformes, Clupeidae. The coding region runs from base 1 to 2406 and encodes 801 amino acids. The transcript has 10 exons. The record is from RefSeq and is a predicted model, not a curated record.